Messenger RNA from Leptonychotes weddellii (Weddell seal), 935 nucleotides. NCBI's taxonomy places the organism in Eukaryota, Metazoa, Chordata, Mammalia, Carnivora, Phocidae. The record is from RefSeq and is a predicted model, not a curated record.
GUCCCCCCUCCACAGCUUUCUAGGGGUUGAAUUACUGCUAAAACCAGUGAAAUAAAACACUCUGCUGGGGUAAAUUCAUAAUUAAGCCCAGAAAAACAAACACAGUAUUCUCACUGUCUGAUCUUACAAAUGGUUGUGUGAAGUUCCGUUUCAAAAUAAAGUGCCAGCCUGUGGCCACGCCUCCCGGGGCCCCUGCCGGCCGAGCGCGGCGAGCCCUCCCGAUGGCGGGCUGCGAGGAGGUGAGCGUGUCCGGCUUGGAGGGGUUCCGCCGGGCCGUGGGGCAGCACCACGACAAGACCAUCUUCGCCUACUUCACUGGCUCUAAGGACGCCGGGGGCAAGAGCUGCUGCCCCGACUGCGUGCAGGCUGAACCGGUCGUACGAGAGGGGCUGAAGCGUAUCAGUGAAGGAUGUGUGUUCAUCCACUGCCGAGUGGGAGAGAAACCUGACGGGAAGGAUCCCAGUGAUGACUUCAGAAGAAACCUGGAAGUGACAGUUGCGCUACUUGAGUAUGGAACACCAAAACUGGCGGCAUCUCAGUGCCUUCAGGCCAACCUCGUGCCAGUGCUGUUCUCUGAAGAUUAAGAUUUGAUGGUGGCAGUUGUGUCUGGACUCCCUGAGUUCCUCUUAGUGCAAAGGCAACUGCAUACUUGCUUUGAAUUCACGUUAGCAAUAAACAAAUGAUGAUGUAAAAAAACGAAUAAAUGAAGCGCCAGGGAUUUGAACAGGGGAUGCUGGUUGUGGACAUGUGGGUGUCGGGUUUGUGUGGGCCUCACAGUUGCCACCGUGAACUUGCCAUUCCCUGUGUGCCCACACUGGCUGUGGUCAUUUUACAUUCAUCCUGUGGACUUCCCUUCAAGACUAGUUUUCAGGGUACACAAGAUAAUGUUAAUGGGUUAAAAAUGUACAGAAAAAUAGAAAGUGAUCAUUUCCUCA